GGAGAGAGGUUGAGAGUAGUCUGGGAAGUGUAGUCCAGCUGGCCUGGCAGAAGAGUCGUAGUGGGCGCCGAGGUUCUGGGAAGGGGCUGAGCAGCCUUGAAAAGAGCUAAUAGUUCACUGGGUCUGGCCUUUGAUGUUGAUUUCAACAUGCUGCGACGAAAACCAACCCGCCUGGAGCUGAAGCUUGAUGACAUUGAGGAGUUUGAGAGCAUUCGAAAGGACCUGGAGAACCGUAAGAAACAAAAGGAAGAUGUGGAAGUUGUAGGAGGCAGUGAUGGAGAAGGCACCAUUGGGCUCAGCAGUGACCCCAAGAGCCGGGAACAAAUGAUUAAUGAUCGAAUUGGUUAUAAACCCCAACCCAAGCCCAACAAUCGUUCAUCUCAAUUUGGAAGUUUUGAAUUUUAGAGGUGGACUAUCUUGUGUGCCAGAGCCCUGGAAUGGAGUAAAAUGAUGGCAGAAGUACAAACAAGAUUUGGAGAAUCGAGUGCUUGUAGUCAAGCAGACUGUUUGACCUCCUGCAGAGAAAUAGUUCUGCAUGAGAUUAUCAAUGCUUAAUUUGCACUCUAAGCUGAAAUCCAAACUCGUUUGUCUCUGGAAAAUUUGACUCUGUAAAACUUGUCUGAUUUUUGUUUUUAAAAAUAAAUAUAUUUUUAGAAAAGUGUGGACAUCCUUAAUGAAGUAUA
Molecule: messenger RNA, 683 nt
Organism: Diceros bicornis minor
Lineage: Eukaryota; Metazoa; Chordata; Mammalia; Perissodactyla; Rhinocerotidae
Gene: CDC26
Product: cell division cycle 26
Exons: 3
Coding region: 148-405 (85 amino acids)
Biological process (GO): protein K11-linked ubiquitination; regulation of mitotic cell cycle; anaphase-promoting complex-dependent catabolic process
Cellular component (GO): anaphase-promoting complex
Source: RefSeq, a predicted model, not a curated record